Molecule: messenger RNA, 919 nt
Organism: Corticium candelabrum
Lineage: Eukaryota; Metazoa; Porifera; Homoscleromorpha; Homosclerophorida; Plakinidae
Product: DNA polymerase alpha subunit B-like
Exons: 7
Coding region: 28-717 (229 amino acids)
Biological process (GO): DNA replication initiation
Cellular component (GO): alpha DNA polymerase:primase complex
Source: RefSeq, a predicted model, not a curated record
CGGGCAUUUGGUUUGGCGCAAUUAGCUAUGGAAGCAGCCGUUCAGAGAGAACUGGAACUGUUAGGAACUCGAAUAGUCGACGAGUCAAUACUAGAAAAACUUUGCAACUUGGCCAGGAAUAGAGGUUGGGAUGCCGAAAAUCUGGCCAAUCAGUGGACAGCCCACGCCGCCAAUCGUGAUCUAGUGUUGUCAAUAGAGGAAUUGGAGAAGUGGGAAUGCAGUCUGCCGGCAAAUGAAAAGAAUGCAAAGAUGAUUUAUGAUACUCCAAAGAGAGAAAAGAAACAUAUUCAUAACAAAGACACCAUUGAUGCAAUGUUGGAAGAUUCAAGUGUAUUUGAGGCGUACUCAACUCCUGAGAUUAAACAGACAGACAUACGCAAACGGAUAGCAGAUAAAAGAGAUGUAGAAAAUCAAUCUAAGACAAGUUUGGUUAGCAAACAUCAACUAGUCUCUCCAUCGAUAUCUCCAGAGCUUUUGACACCAUUACGUCUAUUUCAAGAGCGUGGUAAUUCUGGUGAAGUGUGUUGUAAGCUGAAUAUUGGGUCUCUGUCAAUUCCAACAAGUUGGAGAGGACGACAAGGAGAAGCUGUUGAGGUCAUGUAUAUUCCAAGUAUUGAUGAAGCUCUGAAAUCUCCAUACAAAUACAUGUUUCAGAGAAUUGGUGAUAAAGCUGAAGCCUUUAAAGUUGUUGGUAAUUGUUUGCUGAACUUUGUCUGACAAUUGAAAACGAACUCAAGAUUGAAGCAGCACUGCUAAACAUUAUUGUGUGGUGAUAAUUUUGUAAAUAGAAUUUUAAGGACAGUGGUCACAACUUUUGAUUAUUAUCUGUCAUUGUACUUGGAUUUGAUAACAUGGAAUCUGUUAACUACCAGGUAUGCCAUCUUUUAGCAAAGUAUCUAGAUAUGAAUAUUUUGAAAUG